This is a messenger RNA of Mauremys mutica (yellowpond turtle), 3509 nucleotides long. It is a transcript of the gene RPAP3, whose product is annotated as RNA polymerase II associated protein 3. NCBI's taxonomy places the organism in Eukaryota, Metazoa, Chordata, Testudines, Geoemydidae. Gene Ontology annotation, molecular function: protein binding. The transcript has 18 exons. The record is from RefSeq and is a predicted model, not a curated record. Bases 135 to 2288 code for a protein of 717 amino acids.
GUGGUCGCGGAGCGGGGCUGCGCGGGCGGCGGCUGGGCCAAGGCCCCGUCACUAGACGCGCGGGUGACUCGGGCCGGCCGCGGUUUGCGGCGCUAGCGGCGGCAGGAGGAGGCGGUACCCGGCGCAAGGUAACAAUGACUUCACCAAAUAAAGCACUAGAACUACAGCUGCAAAUGAAGCAAAAUGCUGAAGAGCUGCAUGAUUUUGUGAGAGAAUUAGAAAGCUGGGAAAAAGAUGUUAAGCAGAUGGAUUCUGAAUUGAGGCAACAGAGUGGUGUCCCAGAAGAGAAUUUACCACCAAUUCGAAAUGAGGCUUAUAGGAAAAAGAAGAAGAGCACAGCUAAAGUACCUUCUAAGAAAACCACUGAGGAAAACAAAAAAAACAAGAUAAAAUCUUAUGACUAUGAAGCAUGGGGAAAGCUUGAUGUGGUACGUUAUUCCAGGCAUAUGGACAAAAUACUUGAAGAACUUGACAAAGAAGAUAGUACCCAUGAUUCCUUAUCUGCAGAAUCGGACUCUGAAGAAGAUGGAAUUCAUAUAGAUGCAGAAAAAGCUCUUGCUGAGAAAGAAAAGGGCAAUAUGUACUUUCAACAAGGAAAGUAUGAUGAAGCAAUAAAAUGUUACACAAAGGGGAUGAAUGCUGAUCCUUACAAUCCAGUCCUCCCCACAAACAGAGCAUCUGCUUUCUUUAGAAUGAAAAAGUUUUCUGUUGCUGAAUCUGACUGCAAUUUAGCACUUGCACUAAAUAAGAAUUAUACAAAGGCUUAUUCCAGGAGAGGAGCUGCUCGCUUUGCUUUGCAAAAUCUUGAGGGGGCCAAAGAAGAUUAUGAAAAGGUUUUAGAACUGGAUCCAGAUAACUUUGAAGCAAAAAAUGAACUCCAGAAAAUCGAUCAGGUUCUAACAUCAAAAGAAAAUUCACAACAAAACGAAACUGAAGAAGUUGGAAAGAAGCUUGAAUUAACAGAAGAAGAAAAGAAGCAAAUAGAAGAGCAGCAGCUCAAGCAGAAGGCUAUUGCAGAGAAAGAUUUGGUUCUUCUAGAUUUAUUGCAGGAUGGGAUGGUGGAAGGAGGAUUGUCCCUGAAUAAAAUAAUUAGGAGCCUUUUUUUAAUGGUCUUUUUUUUUCAUCAUUUUUCAAAGCAACAGUGGUGCCAGGGAAAUGGAUAUUUCAAAGAGGGAAAAUAUGAAGCAGCAAUUGAAUGUUAUACACGUGGUAUAGCAGCAGAUGGCACCAAUGCACUUCUGCCAGCUAACAGAGCUAUGGCCUAUCUAAAGAUUCAAAAAUAUGAAGAGGCAGAAGCAGACUGCACACAAGCUGUACUAUUAGAUGUUUCCUAUUCUAAAGCUUUUGCCAGAAGAGGGACUGCCAGAGCAGCACUAGGAAAGCUAAAAGAAGCUAUGCAAGAUUUUGAAACAGUUUUGAAGUUGGAACCUGGCAAUAAACAAGCAAUAAAUGAACUAACCAAAAUACAGAAUGAAUUAGUUGAGAAAGGGCUGUGGACUUACCAGGAAUGUCCUGAACCAUCCGCAGAAGAAACAGAAAUACGAAGCCUAGUGCAGCCCAUUGAUAAACCCUUACAUCUUCGAUCAACUAAACCUUUGAGAAGAAUAUUCAUUGAAGAAGUAGAUGAUGAGAUGCAGAAUAUUGAUGUGCCUAACACUACUACUCUAGUCAAUAAUUGGAUUAAUUCUACAAGCGUAGAAACAACAAAGAAUCCAAGUCAAGAUGACCUCUUAACCACAUCUGAGACUCCUAGAGCAAAACAAUUGAAAAUAGAAGAAAUCAGUGAUACACCAGCCUUCCAACCUCCUACCAGUGUGAAAGAUAUGCCAUCAGCUACACCUCAAUCGUCCAGUCUGAGAAAUCAUCUAGAAAAAGAAAAAAUAUUACUUCCUGCAUCCACAUCUGAUGUCCCUGCAAUCCCUGCAAAUUCAUUCCAGCUUGAAUCUGAUUUCAGAAAAAUGAAAGGCUGCCCAGAUAAGAUGUACAUGUACCUAAAGCAAAUAGAGCCUUCACUUUACCCUAAGAUGUUCCAAAAAUCCUUAGAUCCAGAUGUAUUUAACCAGAUUUUGAAAAUUCUGCAAGACUUUUACAUUGAGAAAGAGAAACCAUCUCUCAUCCUUGAAAUUCUCCAGAGGCUAUCUGAAUUAAAAAGAUUUGAUAUGGCAGUGAUGUUUAUGUCAGACUUGGAGAAAAAAACUACACAUGUAUUGUUCAGUCACAUGAACCAGUCAGGAUUGGAGGAUAAUUCUGUUGAAGAGUUGAAGAAGAAAUAUCGUGUUCAGUAUUAAUGAGAUUACUGAUGUUACAUAUUUAUAUAUGUAAACUAGUCUGAUUCCGCACCUCUUCUCUGAGCUACUUGUACUGAAGUCAGUGAAAGUUACAUCCAUGAAGUUGUAUUUAUGUAGAUAAUGAAAUCCUUGUACCAGACAAAACCAAAUGGCAAGUGCCUAGAAAGGAUAAUGUUCUAUGCCCCAAUUCUGCAAUUGUGCCCAUUAUUUCAGAGCCCUGUGUGGCACCAGGAGGACUCUCCCCAGGCUUAACAGUCCACUUGAGUAGAUUGAGUUGCAGGCUAAAGGCUGUAGCCGGGCAGUUAUUCAGAAAUAAAGUGAAUUAUUUAUAAACGUGGGUUUUGGUAAGAAUAAUUUGGUACCUUGAUGAUUAUUAAAAGAUCAGCAUUAAUUUUAUUUUGGGAAAUAAACUUAACAGUGUUUAAUUCAAAAUAUCAAAAUUGGCUGGUAUAAUUUAUUUUAACAUAAAAUGUACUAAUUAAUGAACUUACAUUUCUCAGAUAAGCUAAAUUGUUACUUAUCUUUAAAUAGAUGCCACUCAGGACAAUAUGAAAACUUCAUCUGAUGCUCAGCAAACUUGGGGUCUGAUGGCCAGUAAAUUCCAAAUUUCUUUAGCUGAGGUUGCCCAAAAGCUGAGUUCUAGGCACUGAUAGCUGAGAUGCCCCAGUGAACCUCACUACCUGCAGUAGUACAAAAGGAAUCUCUCUUAAAUAACUAUGUUCCAGACAAUGCGAGAUUUUUAAAAUAGUCACGAAGACCCUGAAUGGAACCUGUGGCUGAAUGAAUAUAUAUAUAUAUAUAUAUAUAUAUAAUUAUAUAAUUAUAAUGAAUGUAUAUUGCACCACACAGAGAGCACAAUUCUUAACAGUCCUAUUAAUCCAUCCCCUUUACAAGCUGGUAGCUAUGCAGUAUUUCUUUUUAUAUUGAGUUUUAACUAAUUACUAUUGAGAUUUCUUCUUCUAUCGAAAAAAGGUCUUAUUUGCCACCCUUUCAAUUGGACUUGUGCUCUUAAGUCAUUUAGAUGCUUUGAAAAUCUCACCCUUUAUCCUAUUACCUAUACACAAGAGGUCCACAUUCAGGUUGUACAGGCAAACUUAAUUCUGGCAAUUUCUAACUUUUGAGCGCUUGAUUUUUCAACCUCAGUGUUAAGUUACUCUUUGUAAAAAUCAGACCAGCUAACAAACCAAUAAAACCUAAGAACAACAAGAUGGAUAGAGCUGA